Molecule: messenger RNA, 3059 nt
Organism: Blastomyces dermatitidis ER-3
Lineage: Eukaryota; Fungi; Ascomycota; Eurotiomycetes; Onygenales; Ajellomycetaceae
Exons: 3
Coding region: 786-2384 (532 amino acids)
Source: RefSeq, a predicted model, not a curated record
UUUACCCAACGCAGGGACGGAGAUUACCUGGAACUCCUCUCAGGUGUGGCAAGCGGACGAUGAAAACCUCGUUACUCUGUCACAUCAUUGAAGGACGGCGUGUUUUCCGGCUUCAACUGUCCCUAUUCUCGAGAAAUCAAAUCUGGUCCUGUUUUCAUGGAAGUUCAGCAUUGAUAAUGUAAAAUAUAUCUGAAAGAGAUCAUUUCCCAAGUCAUGUAUAUGCGAACAGAAGCCAUGGCGAGAGGGAAUUUGUUGCCUUGAACUUUGGUUUUUGAAUCCAGAUAGGUUCAUGCGAAACCAUCACCUGGAGCUCCGGGUCCUUGUAAUCUGCAUCCGGAGCAGGAAUUACACCCCUCUUCAAUGGAGACAGGGUAUCCAUCUGCCGCUUUUUCCUGGAUUGAGGCUAGUGUACCGGGCGUCAUGUUCUAUUCAUACUUUUUGUUGACAUACAAUUCAUUGUCAGCCUCUUUAUUUAUGUGUUGUAGACCGGGCAUCCUUUCGCUAGAUUGCAUGGAUGGCGGGACGCUUUCUACUAUUGGAUUUGGCUGAAAUACACAUUAGCUACAGUUUAUACGUUGAUAUAUACCCUUUUAAAUGGCAACAAUGAGGAUGGUUAAAAAGUAUUCUGUAUGAGGCGCAGAUCUAAUUCGGUGGUCGCCCAAAAGGGGAAUUUGGGGUUGAGCCUCAUUAUUUACUCCCGCCGCGACCUCCACAACCAUUCCUCAUGGUAAUUUGUUCGAUGACAUAAAUCACUUUGCUCAUCUUCGACCCUCUUUUUACUGACAAUGACACCCAGUCAGGAUUGGAACUCAUGCUGUCCUCCAUCUCAGCCUCAGCUAGCCCUUGCCUUGGCUAUUGUCAAGUCGAAGCCUUCAAAUACCACGAUAAAAGAUCAUAUUCUCAAAAUUCGACGGCACAUCCAAAACGGCAAAGCAUAUCAUGCCCCUGAAUUGCCAGAGAAACAUCUAGACAGUAUAACUUUCUGGCGGGAAGCAUAUGAGAUGUCAGAGUCUGCCCAAAGCAAGCUUCUCGACAAAAUAUACGAGUUAGAGCAACGAAAUGCGGCCCUCCUUCUCAAGGGCGGGGAGUCCAAUGCUUCUGAAACCAAUGCGCCUAGGACGAAGAGGAAAAUUAACGGUGAUGGAGAUUCAACAGUACUGAGCCAUGCGCAAAAGAGGGCCAAAACCACGAAGAAUGGAAGACUGAAUACAUCUCGGCCUCAGAGCAAGGACUUUUUGAGUGGUACGGCGGAUGAGCUUGGAUUUUCAGAGAUUUCAACUCCGUUUCUGAGGCAUUUCCAUGCACUCCAAAAGCAGCUACAGAGAAAGAUUAACCACGAAGCUCUUGUGUCUCUUUCCGUGGGCCUAUGUGAAGCGAUUGACAUAACCAUUCGGUCGAGAAUAGGAGACAAACGCACCAGAUCGAAUGUUUCAGUUAAGCAAAAGACAUUGCAGCCACGCGAGCCUGGUUUACAGCAUGUUUUAAAGGGAAUCUGUCCUUCAUAUCCUUUGCUCCUACAGACCUUGAACAAAUUGUCCGAUAGUGACGACGCAGGAUCCGGUAUUGGGGUGCUAACCUACCACAUAAUCCAGCUUUUCCAGAAAACUCUCGGUCAUAUGCAUCAGUAUAUAAUUUCAAAAGGAAAAGAAAGCAUAGCACAAGGAAUACCCGCCGGCAAAAAGGGCAAGCAACGGUCUAAGACGAAAAUGACGAAGACACCGGCUAGCCCAUUGAUCACAUCAGACGAGGAAUUAACUUUAAACCUCUUCAGCCAUUUUCUCGCCAGUAUGAUCCUCUCACUCAAUCCCGUCAAACCGCAAGAGAAUAGUUUACUAGAAGGAUUUUUAUUUUCCAUUCUAGAAAAAGUGGGUAGGACACUGUGCCUUUUCGUGUUCAAAGAAUUAUAUUCCAAUUCCGACCUCCGUUUGAAUCCUGCUAAACUCCCCAUGCCGGGUAACUUCGAUAAAGAGUACCCUGCCAGGGGAGAAAUGGCAAUUGCCCAACGCGCGGCGGAAUGCGAAGCUAGGCAUCUAAUCUGGAUUCUUGAAAGGGCAAUAGCAUUCACAGACCAAUUUGAACGCCCUAGCGAUGUGAUAAAUGGUGAUUUGGUUCUGCCUGAAACAACUCUACCUAAGGGGCCGCCGUCCGAGGGAAUACUGCAGCGCGCAAAAACUAAGUUGCAAAAUACUCUUUUGAAAGGGAUCUUCGGGGAAAACGAGCCCAAAUUUAGGGAUUCCUUGAAAGUGCCGGAGAAGCCGUCUUAUUCUCUACCAGAGGUUUCGUCUGGCCGUUCGUUUGAUUCAGCUGCAACAGACCCUGCUGAGUGGUUUACACAAGAAGUUUGGCGCUUAAUUGGGUGGGACGUGUUGCUUGAUGAGAAGUGAAUGUUGAAGGGAAUGAUGUGGUCCAAGCCCGAUCUGUACUGCCCACGGUCGCCAUGUUUUUGAAAGUUUGAUUCUUUUAUUUUUAUGCAUUGAUUCAGCAACAUUUCUGUUGUGAUUCAGUGAGUUUUUUACAGCUGUAUUAUUUCUACAUUCGCUAUUAUCACAGUUCCUAUCUUGAUAUCUGUGGGAAGACGAAAUGUCAGGAUGCCGAAUGUCCGGCAUUCUGAUUAUGACUGGAAGGACUUUCUGUCAAUUUGACGUGGCAUAUCUAUAUACUUAUCCUAUCUAAUGAUACUCCAAACCAUAUUGCCUACGCAACAAGUUUUACUUUUCCGUACUUCUUGGAACUAUGAUCUUUCUCCUAGCUCUCAAGAUUUAGAAUCUUGACAGCAUUGCCUCCCAAAAUGGCCUUUGCAGUAUCCGACUCAGCUCCGAAAGCGCCAUCGAUAACUCUCUGGUUCAUCACGACACUCAGCCAUUGCUUAUCCUUACCAUCAAGGGGAGGGAAAAAGGGGUGAUCGGUUCCUGAUAUGCCAAAGUCAUGAGAUAUGAACUUUUUUUUACAGAAAAUAACGGCGUAGGACGUAUAUAAUGGUGAAGGGUUUUAAUUUAUGCAACUUACCAAAUAGAACUCGAUCCACAGACCCUGCCCCAUGCACAGCAGCCCUCAGUCCC